This is a messenger RNA of Adelges cooleyi (spruce gall adelgid), 1111 nucleotides long. RefSeq lists its product as uncharacterized. The coding region runs from base 86 to 994 and encodes 302 amino acids. The record is from RefSeq and is a predicted model, not a curated record. Gene Ontology annotation, cellular component: membrane. The transcript has 6 exons. Gene Ontology annotation, molecular function: phosphatidylinositol bisphosphate binding. Lineage: Eukaryota; Metazoa; Arthropoda; Insecta; Hemiptera; Adelgidae.
AAACGACAGUAUCGUGUUAUUGUUCAAGCAUAAGUGUUUCGGCUAUCAUACAGUUGAGUAACACGUUGUAAUUCAACAAUAAACUAUGGCACUCGAGCCGCAGUACGUAGACUACUUUAACGACGACGAAGAACUUGUAUCUAAAGUCGGUGUCAGCGACAUUGAGAUCAUCCGAGGAUGGCUGACAAAACAGCCACACUUGCCAAGAAUAUCAGACAAACAGCUGGUGAUAUUUUUAAACUACUGCCAAAACAAUUUGGAAAAGACUAAAAAAAUGAUCGAUUCCUAUUACACGACCAGGACACACUCGGCCGACUUGUUUGCCAACAAAACUAUGAAAGAGCUCGAACAAACCUUCGACACGUAUUACUUCCACAAAUUACCAACGUUGCCCAAUGGAUGUAGAGUGGGUUUUUCGCGACUAAGAGACAUGGAUCCAAGUCACUUUAACACGUUGAACACGAUAAGACUUUUGUUGGGCUUGUACGACAUGUCGGUCAACGAGGACCCGUUGGCCCCGGAAUGGAGGUUCGUCAUUGACAUGACCGGAUUUUCAAUGGGCCAUUUGACCAAGUUGAUGGAUUUAAAACUAAUGAGAAAAUGUAUCGCAUACGUUCAGUUCGUGCAGCCAAUACAACUGAUCGGUAUUCACAUGAUAAACGCCCCGUCGUUAGCUAGUCAGCUGCUGAUAUUCUUGAAACCGCUUAUGCACAAAGACAUGUAUUCAAGGAUAAGUGUAUUUUCGUCGAGCGAAAUGAAAAACUUUUAUAAAAUCGUUCCUCAAGAAAACUUGUCGAGCGACUUGGGUGGAAAAUCGCCAUCUCUAGAACAACUGAAAGAAACAACGUUUGAAACGCUUAAGAAAUACGAAAAAUGGUUCGAGUUUGAUGACAAAUUUGGUCGCGUAGACGAGACCAAGAGAACAGAAAAAUAUCAAUAUAAAUCAGACGAUUACGGAUUAGAAGGAUCUUUCAAAAAACUGGAGUUUGAUUAAAAAAAAAAAAAUCAAACGAAACGCGUUUCGUUAUUAUCAUAAUAUAUUACCUAUUGCAACAUUAGUGUAAUAAUAUUAAUUUAUCAAGUAUUAUAGUUUCAAAACUGAUAACAGAUA